GAGCUCCCACCGCCCGGAGCGGCCGGAGCCGCCGCCGCUGCCUCCCCCCGGCCCCGCCGAGCACCAGGCAGCCACCUGGGCCCUGAGCCACAGCUGUGGGCACCAUGAGGGGUCUCUGGGCCCUGGCACUUGCAGGACUCGUCAGUGCCUGUGAGGGGAAGGAGCUGCCGUCAGCAGAAGGGGGGCUGUGCCCACAGCUCUGGGAUGAGGAUCUGGUUGGGGACAAGUAUGAGAACGUAACAGGUUUUAACCUGAUUAAAAGGUUUGACCUGCUGAAGAUCUCCUCCAUCAAGCAAAGCCACAGCCCCCGGGGGCUGCCGGUGCUGCGGCUGGGCGCGGUGCCGCUGGUGCAGCCCACGCGGCAGGUGUUUCCCCACGGGCUCCCCUCCACCUUCACCCUCAUCCUCACCGUGCUGCUGAAGAAGAACAGCACCGGGGAGCACUGGUACCUGUUCCAGGUCACCGACCGCCAGGGCUACCCCCAGCUCUCCCUGGCCGUGCACGGCCCCGAGAGGAGCCUGGAGUUCCGGGCGCGGGCGGCCGGCGCCGUGUUCGUGGGCAGAGCCGUGGCCUCGCUGUUCGACGGCCGCUGGCACAAGCUGGCUGUGGCGGUGCAGAGCCGCGGCGUGGCCCUGCACCUCGACUGCUCGUCCAUCUCCUCCAAGCCGCUGCCGCCGCGGCGGGCGCUGAGCCCCGAGGGCAAUGCCCUGCUGGGGCUGGAUGCUGUGCGCGGCACCCCGGUGCGGUUUGACAUCCAGCAAGCUCACAUCUACUGUGACCCCGAGCUGGCCAGGCACGAGGGCUGCUGCGAGAUCUCGGCUGCUGGGUGCCCCAGCGAAGCGCCCAAGACCCGUCGGCAAGCGGAGCCGGCGCAGAGCAGCAACCUGAUCGAGAUGUCCCCGCAGCCCGAGGGCCGGGUGUACACCCGCUGCUUCUGCCUGGAGGAGCCGCUGGGCUCGCAGUCAGUGAGGACCCCAGGGAGGACUGGCCUGAAGGGGGAUUACAAGGAGAAGUGCCCACCCUGCUCACCACAGAUGGCCUCAGCAAACGUCACAGUCGGUCCCUCGGGUCCAAAGGGGGCGAAGGGUGAGCGUGGGCUGCCCGGCCCCGCUGGCAGCAGGGGCGAGAAGGGCGAGCGGGGUGCUGACUGUGUGCGCAGCCACCCCGGCGGCCCCGUGCAGUGCGCUGAGGGGCCUCAGGGUGAGAAGGGAGAGCGUGGCGAGGCGGGGGUCCCGGGGGCAACCGGCGCCGACGGGCAGAAGGGCCAGAAGGGCGAGAAGGGCGACGGGGGACUGCAGGGCAAGCCAGGGCGGCCGGGACGUGACGGCCGGCCCGGCGAGAUUUGUGUGGUGGGUCCCAAGGGCCAGAAGGGUGACCCUGGGCUCGUGGGACCCGAGGGGCUGGCUGGGGAGCCGGGACCCCCGGGGAAGCCGGGCUCUCCGGGCAUUGGCAUUCCAGGGAGGCCGGGUGACCCUGGGGGUCCCCCAGGCCCAAAGGGAGAAAAGGGCAGCUGGGGAGCUCCUGGGCCGGGAGGAUCGCCGGGGAUGCCCGGACCCCCUGGCACCCUGGGGCCAAAAGGAGACAAGGGUGAGCCGUGUGAGGUGUGUCCCACCGGCCCUGAGGGGCUGCUGGGUGCCACGGGGCCGCCGGGCAAACCUGGGCCCAGGGGAGCGCCCGGAGCACCCGGCAGGGACGGCGUCUCGGACAGACCUGGCCCCGUGGGACCCAAAGGGGACAGGGGAGAUCCUGGCAUGCAGGGGGUGAAAGGAGAGAAGGGGGACUCGUGCCUGUCCUGCGAUGCCCGUGUCCUGGCUGCGCUGCUGCGGGCACCCAGCGAGGGGCUGGAGGGGCUGCUGCAGGGUGACGUGGGGCUGCCUGGCAUCAAGGGCCAGAAGGGGGAUCUGGGCCAGGAGGGACCCCCAGGCAGAGCGGGGCUCCAGGGAGACAAAGGUGACCCAGGUGUGCAGGGGCUCAAAGGAGAGAAGGGUGAGCCGUGUGGGCAGUGCCCUCCUGCACCACAGGCCCUGGAAGGGGCAGCCACGGUGCUGGCUGUGCCGGGACCAGCGGGGCAGAGGGGCCAGGACGGCGCCCCGGGCAGAGCGGGCAGACCUGGGGACGUGGGGCAGAAGGGACAGAAGGGCGAUGCUGGCAGCCCUGGGGACCCUGGCACCCCGGGCAUGGCUGGUGUCCCGGGGCUGUCGGGUGAGCCUGGCAUCAGGGGUCCCGCCGGCCCCAAAGGCGAGAAGGGAGACGCCUGCCAGCCCGGCCCCACUCCGCACGGCGCCCUCUCAGACGUGGUUGGCAUCCCGGGCAAACCCGGGGCCAAAGGGGACCAGGGACCCCCGGGCAUGGGGCAGCCAGGCAGACCCGGGAAGCCGGGACUGCCCGGGGCACAGGGUCCUGCCGGGCUGAAGGGGCUGCAGGGUGAGCCAGGACCACCAGGCAUUGGGCAGCCAGGGCCAGAGGGAGAGCCUGGGACCCCUGGACCCCCUGGGACACCCGGCCCCCCUGGACCACAGGGCCCCCCAGGGAUGGCAGCAGAGAAAGGUGCCAAGGGGGCUCCAGGGCCCAAAGGUGCCGUGGGACCCCCUGGGCCACCGGGAACCGGCGUCGUGGGGCCUCAGGGCCCCGAAGGGCAGCGGGGGCUCCCUGGCUCCAGCGGGCAGCCGGGUGAGAAAGGUGCCCGGGGAGAGAAGGGAGACCCCGGGGACUGCUCCUGCCCCCCCAGCCCACGCCAGGACCCCAGCUACUCUGGGAUGCCAGGAGCGCCGGGACUGUGGACAGGGAUGUCCUGGCAGCCGGGUCCUCAGGGUCCCCCCGGAGCCCCCGGCCCCCCCGGCCCUCCCGGUGCCCCGGGUCGCCAGGGGAUGCCAGGGCACAACGGUUUGCCAGGACUGCCUGGGCCAGCUGGAGACCUGGGCCCCCUGGCUGCCAUGGCCGAGAGGAACAUCGAGGUGCUGAAGAGCCUGUGUGGGGACUGUGCCCAGCUGCAGGCAGCCUUCACAGCACCCAGCAGCAUCGAGGGGGAUGGGGGCAUGCCAGGCGCCCCUGGCACUGAGAGCUGUGCCCAGUGCUUUGCCCAGUUCCCACGAGCAGAGGAGGCUCGGGGUGACAGCCCUGACCCCGACUGUGGGGGUGACCCCGGGUUACCGGGUGCCCCGGGCAUCCCUGGCGAGAGAGGCGAGCAGGGCUCCCCAGGACUGCGGGGACCCCCGGGACCACCCGGGCCCAUCGGCCCCCCAGGCUUUCCUGGCACGCCUGGCGCACCCGGACUGCCCGGUCUCCAGGGGGAACGUGGCCCCACAGGGCUUGCUGGAGCCAAAGGGGAGCCGGGACCUCCAGGGCAGCCUGGCUACCCCGGUGCAACAGGCCCCCCUGGCCUUCCUGGCAUCAAAGGCGAGCGAGGCUACGUGGGUCCCCCCGGGGAGAAAGGGGAACUGGGACCCCCCGGCAUGGACGGGCUCCCCGGUCCCACGGGGCCAGCGGGCCCCAGGGGUGAGCGUGGGCUCCCAGGCAGUGCUGGUGAGAAGGGCGACCAGGGUUUCCAGGGCCAGCCUGGCUUCCCAGGGCCACCAGGGCCUCCUGGCUUCCCAGGGAAGGUUGGUCCAGCUGGACCCCCAGGACCUGCAGCUGAGAAGGGCAGCGAGGGCAUGCGUGGCCCCACAGGGAUGCCAGGACCCCCUGGACCCCCAGGACCCCCAGGCAUCCAGGGCCCCGCUGGCUUGGAAGGACUGGAUGGCAAGGACGGCAAGCCAGGGCUGCGGGGUGACCCCGGGCCCCCUGGGCCUCCAGGGAUGAUGGGUCCCCCGGGCUUCAAAGGGAAGACGGGUCUCCCAGGUCUCCCAGGACCGAAGGGUGACUGCGGCAAACCCGGCCCCCCGGGCAGCACGGGCCGGCCCGGAGCGGAGGGUGACCCCGGCCCCAUGGGACCCCAAGGCCGACAGGGACCCCCAGGGCUCAUCGGUCCCCCCGGCAGCCCAGGGCAGCCAGGUCCCGCUGGCCUCACUGGAGUGGGGCUGAAGGGCGAGAGGGGCUCUGUGGGGGAGCGAGGGCUGCCAGGGAUGCCAGGCCAGCCGGGAUCCCCAGGCCACCCGGGACCACCGGGGGAGCAGGGAGCAGACGGACCCGUUGGUAAAGAGGGCCCCCCAGGAAAACCCGGCCUCGCGGGCCCGGCGGGACAGAAGGGCGAAGCGGGAUCCCCCGGCGACAGAGGCUACCCCGGGGAGAAGGGCCGGGCCGGUGUGCCCGGGGGGCCGGGGAAGAGCGGCGCCAUGGGCCUCGUGGGGCCGCGGGGCCCUGCGGGAGAGAGGGGCCCCCCCGGCUCGCCGGGCCCUGCGGGCAGCCCUGGGCUGCCGGGCCCCCCGGGCACCAUGGGAGACGCGGUGAAUUACGACGAGAUCAAGCGGUUCGUGCGGCAGGAGCUCAGCAAGAUGUUCGAGGAGCGCAUGGCCUACUACACCUCCCGCCUGCACUUCCCCGUGGAGAUGGUGGCAGCCCCGGGCAGACCCGGGCCGCCGGGGAAGGACGGGCUGCCGGGCCGGCCGGGCCCGCCGGGCUCACCGGGGCUGCCGGGGCAGAUCGGCAGAGAGGGGCGGCAGGGAGUGCCGGGCAUGAGGGGUGAGCCGGGUGCCAAGGGCGAGAAAGGCGAGAAAGGUGUCGGGGUGAUGGGGGACAGCGGCCCCCCGGGACCCCCAGGUCCCCAAGGGCCACCAGGCUAUGGGAAGAUGGGUCCCCCGGGCCCGGUGGGUCAGCAGGGCAUCCCUGGCAUCCCCGGGCCCCCCGGAGCCACGGGGCAGCCGGGCAAGACGGGGCACUGCAGCCCAGCAGACUGCAUGGGCGCCAUGGCCAUGGAGCAGCCCCUCUUCCAGCCCAAAAAUGUCAAGGGCCCGUUCGGCUGAGGCUCCCGGCGCCCCCCGUGCCCCCCACCUUUGCUGUUAAUAUUGUUUCCCUGCUGUGCCGGGGCUG
Colius striatus (speckled mousebird) is the source of this 4965-nucleotide messenger RNA. It is a transcript of the gene COL16A1, whose product is annotated as collagen type XVI alpha 1 chain. The record is from RefSeq and is a predicted model, not a curated record. The coding region runs from base 105 to 4898 and encodes 1597 amino acids. The transcript is spliced from 71 exons. Lineage: Eukaryota; Metazoa; Chordata; Aves; Coliiformes; Coliidae.